Messenger RNA from Fusarium mangiferae, 645 nucleotides. Its product is annotated as putative heat shock protein 30. Gene Ontology annotation, biological process: protein folding; response to salt stress; response to hydrogen peroxide. NCBI's taxonomy places the organism in Eukaryota, Fungi, Ascomycota, Sordariomycetes, Hypocreales, Nectriaceae. Bases 1 to 645 code for a protein of 214 amino acids. The transcript has a single exon. The record is from RefSeq and is a predicted model, not a curated record.
AUGGCUUUCUUCCCCCGCAACUUCUACAACUCCGAUGCUUCCUUUACUCCCCUCUUCCGUCUCCUCGACGACUUCGAUAGCUACUCUCGUCAGGGACAACAGAACGGUGGUACCCGUCGAAGCGGCCUCACCCACUGGCAGCCCAAGUUCGAUGUCCGCGAGACUGGCGAGGCCUACGAGCUCCAUGGAGAGCUCCCCGGCAUGACCAAGGAAAACGUCAACAUCGAAUUCACUGAGCCUCAGACCAUGACCAUCCGCGGCAAGACUGAGCGCACAUACACUGCCGGCACUCCUCCCGCUGGCCUCGUCGAGGGCGCCCAGUCCCAGGGCGCCAUUGCCGAAGGCGAGGGGAACGACGAGAACAAGAACUCUCACCACGCCACGGUUGAGGAUGAGGCCGAGGCCAAGGCACACGAGAGCACCGAAGUCACCCACCACCAACAGUCCAAGGAGGUUGAGAAGAAGCCUGGUGAUCAAUCCAAGUACUGGCUCACCGAGCGCACCUUCGGCGAGUUCUCUCGCAGCUUCAACUUUCCCACUCGUGUCGACCAGGACAACGUCUCUGCCAAGUUCAAGGAUGGCAUCCUGAGCAUUGUUGUUCCCAAGGCCAAGAAGCACGAGUCUCGCCGCAUUAACGUCGAGUAA